GCGAGCUCGUCCCGCAGUUUAAUAAAGAGGUGCUCGCGGGCCUGGGCCGCGGGCUGCGUUUCCCGUCUCUGUCAAUAAAGUUUUUCGUUCAAAGCCGCUGAGCCAAAAUGGCGGCGCCCAUGGCGUGGGUCAGACUCAGAUUCUCGCUAUUCUCGCCGGCUCUUUCCGGGGUCCUCAACCGCCUUUCGGAUCGAUUCCGCAGGAUAGGGGACAGAAGAAGCGGAUCCUCGGUGUUGCUCCUGGCCCCGCUGCUGGCCCAAACGGACCCCGAUGCCCUGGUCUCGACAUGGCCGCCCGGCUCUGCCGGCACGGAGGGUCUUCAGGCCCGCUUCCGCUGGAUGGCUGAGCUGGCACCCGUGUUCCAGGUCCCCGGGGCGUGCGUGCGCGUCCUGCGCUCCCCAGAUGAGUUCUACCAGGUCAUGAAGGCACGCGUCAAGACGGCCAGGAGGCGGGUGGUGAUGGCCUCGCUCUACCUGGGCACGGGACCUUUGGAGCAGGAUCUGGUAGACUGCCUGCAGGAAGCGCUGGAGCGUUCGCAGAGUGUAGACGACCCCCACGACCUCACUGUGUCCAUCCUGCUAGACUACACGCGAGGAUCUCGAGGGAAACAGAACUCGCGCACCAUGCUGCUGCCUCUGCUGCGGCGCUUCCCGGACCGGAUGCGCGUCGCCCUGUAUCACACGCCCGACCUGCGCGGGCUGCUCCGCCUCCUCGUCCCGCAGCGCUUCAACGAGACCAUUGGCGUGCAGCACAUCAAGGUUUACUUGUUCGACGACAGCCUUAUCAUGAGCGGUGCCAACCUGAGCGACUCGUACUUCACCAACCGACAGGACCGCUACGUCUUACUGGAGGGCUGUCGCCAGGUGGCGGACUUCUUUGCCGAGCUGGUGGGCGCCGUGAGCGACGUGUCCCUGCAGCUGGGGCCAGAUGACAGCGUGCGCACAAAGGAGGGCAUGGUGCACCCCUACAAAGGUGACCGCAACCAAUUCUCGGACUCCGCCCGAUGCAGGAUCAUGCAGGUGGUGGAUGCGGCACGCGAGCAGCAGCUAUUGCAGCGGGGGGAGCCGGACGGGGCCGACACUUGGGUGUUCCCUCUGGUUCAGAUGAAGCCUCUGGGGAUCCGAGUGGACGAGCAGGUGACGGCGCGACUGCUGACCGAGGCCGACAGAGACGCCACGGUCUACCUCACGUCCGGCUACUUCAACCUGACGCGCGCCUACAUGCGCCUGGUGCUGUCCGCCUCGGCCCGCUACCGCAUCCUCAUGGCCUCGCCAGAGGUCAACGGCUUCUUCGGCGCCAAGGGCCUGGCGGGCGCCAUCCCAGCCGCAUACGUCCACCUGGCGCGCCAGUUCUACAGCCAGGUGUGUCGAAGGGGCCAGCAGGAGCGGGUGCGGCUGCACGAGUACCAGCGCCGGGACUGGACCUUCCAUGCCAAGGGGUUAUGGUAUUACCUUCACGGUAAAGACCGACCAUGCCUCACCCUUAUUGGGUCACCGAACUUUGGCUACCGCUCUGUGCACCGGGACCUGGAAGCACAGAUCGCCAUAGUGACUGAGAAUGAGGCGCUUCAGGAGCAGCUGCAGCAGGAGCAGGAAAUGCUGUACCAGAGGUCAACAGAGGUGUCCAGUUCCACGUUCGAGCAACCCAAUCGCUAUGUCAAACUUUGGGUCAAGCUGGUCACUCCACUCAUCAAGAACUUCUUCUGAGCUUGUUUUGCAACCACGGUGUCAACAGAAGAGGGUUGAAGGUCCAGAUGAAAGUGGUCCUGCGUGAGCAUGUCUUGUACACGGGACGCUACCAGACGUUCAGUCUCCGGUCAGGCAGGACAGGUCACUUUCAUAAAGAUGACGGACAUGGAAGGGCGUUCACAAUCCCUCCUGUCUGGGUGUCCCAGCAUGCCCCUGGAAAGGGAACACCCGAGCCCAUCUACACCUUUCUCCCCACAUCUGCAGCUAGAGUGUCAUCUGCAGACAGGCCUAACCAUCUAACACUGCUCUAAAUGUUUGCAUCAAAAUAUGUGUAAUGCACUCCUGUCAAUUAUUUAUAUUAAUUUACAUUUGCUCCAGUUCCAUCUGGACCGCAUGUCACAACAGAUGUGUAUAUGAUAAUACCUCUUUGCAUUUGGUUUUGAUGUUCUCUUUUCCAGUCACUUUAAGGUCCCUUAUCAUCCACUUCACCCAGCAGUGUGAAUUCAGGUUAUAAGCAAAGACUAUUGAUGUUACAGAUUUAAAGACGGAUAGAAGCAUUAACAGACUACUGUGUUUUAUAACCAGUACUGUAAUAUGGCUUUACCUCCAAAAAAGAUGUUCCACCUUAGCUUGAUGGAAAAGAGCCCUGCAAGCAUCUAAAGCCAAGAAGACUUUUAAGAAGGAAAAAUAUUGCUUGUCUACUAAUG
This is a messenger RNA of Scleropages formosus (Asian bonytongue), 2395 nucleotides long. RefSeq names its product phosphatidylglycerophosphate synthase 1 (gene pgs1). Gene Ontology annotation, biological process: cardiolipin biosynthetic process. The record is from RefSeq and is a predicted model, not a curated record. Gene Ontology annotation, cellular component: mitochondrion. NCBI's taxonomy places the organism in Eukaryota, Metazoa, Chordata, Actinopteri, Osteoglossiformes, Osteoglossidae. Gene Ontology annotation, molecular function: CDP-diacylglycerol-glycerol-3-phosphate 3-phosphatidyltransferase activity. The transcript has 10 exons. Bases 108 to 1706 code for a protein of 532 amino acids.